This is a messenger RNA of Helianthus annuus (common sunflower), 794 nucleotides long. RefSeq lists its product as uncharacterized. The transcript has 3 exons. Gene Ontology annotation, cellular component: intracellular anatomical structure. The record is from RefSeq and is a predicted model, not a curated record. The coding region runs from base 93 to 668 and encodes 191 amino acids. NCBI's taxonomy places the organism in Eukaryota, Viridiplantae, Streptophyta, Magnoliopsida, Asterales, Asteraceae.
AGGGGUGUGGGGGUUGGUAAACCUGUUGACAACUCACCACGAUCUUUUUCAAUAUCUACCAACGCCGUGUUUGAAAGAGGAGUAAGAGGAAGAUGGCAGCAACAACAGCAUCUGAAGUUGCAGUGAAGUUGAAUCUGAAACCGCACCCAGAAGGUGGCUUCUUCUCCGAGACUUUCAGAGACACUUCCAUCACCCUUUCCACUUCUCAACUUCCCCCUCAAUAUAAGGUGGAUCGUCCUAUCAGUACAGCCAUAUACUUCUUACUUCCGUCCGGGAGUGUUUCACAUCUUCAUCGUAUUCCAAGUGCAGAAACAUGGCACUUCUAUUUGGGUGAACCUCUUACGAUACUGGAAAUAGAUGAUAAAGACGGAAGCUUGAAGUUAACAUGCAUUGGACAAGAUAUUGGAGCAAACCAACUGUUGCAGUAUACCGUGCCACCAAAUGUAUGGUUCGGAGCAUUUCCCACCAAAGAUUAUGAAAUAUCAACCGAUAAUGUAGUAGUUGUGAAAAAGCCACCGAGGGAUGCGGAGGAACAUUAUUCCUUGGUGGGAUGCACGGUUGCACCUGCUUUCCAGUUUGACGACUUUGUGUUGGCUAAACGGUCUGAACUCGUUAAGCGUUUUCCUGCUCAUGAAUCGCUCAUUUCUUUGAUCACAUACGAGGAUUGAUAUGCACUGCUUCGUUCUGUUUUUCCCUAAACCGCUUGGUGUCUGUUUAUGUGAUCAUGUUUAUGUUUCUAUGUACCUAAAGAAUAAGAGUAAAUUGCCAUUUUAGUCCCUGAGGUUUGACCAAAA